Molecule: messenger RNA, 1296 nt
Organism: Colletotrichum karsti
Lineage: Eukaryota; Fungi; Ascomycota; Sordariomycetes; Glomerellales; Glomerellaceae
Product: prolyl-trna synthetase
Exons: 1
Coding region: 1-1296 (431 amino acids)
Biological process (GO): prolyl-tRNA aminoacylation
Cellular component (GO): mitochondrion
Molecular function (GO): proline-tRNA ligase activity
Source: RefSeq, a predicted model, not a curated record
AUGAAGGACUUAUACACGUUCGACGUCUCGCCAGAGGCGGCUUUGGAGACCUACAACCAAGUCCAGGCAGCCUACAAGGGUGUGUUCAAUGCUCUUAAGCUGCCAGUGAUAGUGGCGAAGGCUAGUUCUGGCGACAUGGGAGGAGAUAUCAGUCAUGAAUACCAUCUGCCAACCCCCGUUGGCGAGGACACUGUUAUCACCUGUGAUGCUUGCGACUACACAGCCAAUACCGAGAUUGCAGAGACUCGAGCAGGCACUACUGAACAUAUCACGACCGCAAACACUGAAGUCUCCGCAGCAAAGGUUUGGCGAGGCAUUAGCAAGGACCACGCAACCCUGGUCAACGUCUGGUACCCGGGGGAGCUCCUAGGUGAGCUGGGCGUGGAAGAAAUGCAUGACGUGGAUGUCAGCAUACCGGCCGUCAAAGCUGUCAUCCCCGACCUGGACGCCAGCAUCGAUGAUGCAAUGUCUCUCUGGGAAAAGGCUGUCGCACCCGAGUCUAUGAGUGGGGAGAGAAUGAAGAGGCGUCCAACGCUAAUCAAUCUGGUGGACUUCAGGUUAGCGAGCAAGAAGGAUGAGCUGCUUCAUCAGCAAGGACGACUAUGGCCUUUAUUACAAUCUGCCACAGUGAUGCCCGAGAUAGACAUCAUCACGGUCGCGAAGGGCAGCGAUGGCCAAGGACUGAACGUCCUUGCCGCUCGUUCGGGCGACAGAUGCCCCAGCUGCGAUGGUGGUAUCCUGAAGACACGGAAAGCCUUGGAAGUGGGUCACACUUUCCACCUAGGAACACGAUACUCAGAACCUCUCGGUGCGACUGUCUCUAUUCCUGCUGGCUUGGAUUCCGGCAGUGACUCGGACGUGCAAGCAGUGGCGGAGAGGGCAUCGGCAAUGCAAAUGGGCUGUCACGGCAUCGGCGUGUCUCGACUGAUCGGUGCUGUUGUUGAGCAUCUGGCAGACGAAAAAGGGUUGCAAUGGCCUCGAGCCAUCGCUCCGUAUGAGACGGUCAUCGUUCCGGCAACAGACUUGGCCGAAGAGGCUGCCAGGGCAUAUGACGAGAUUACAAACCCCGCGGACGGCUCAGUGGGCAUAGAUGCGGUAUUGGACGAUCGCAAGGUGUCUUUUCCGUGGAAGUUGAAGGAUGCCGACCUCGUUGGGUACCCAGUUGUCGUCGUUCUUGGCAAGGUCUGGAAGCAAACUGGCAACUGCGAGAUACAAUGCAGAAGGCUAGGCAUCAAGGAGACAGUGCCACUCGCAGGGCUUCGUCAGCGUGUGUCACAAUUACUGGAGCAAUUGUGA